AAACUUUAACAACAUUUCAGACAUAGUUUUUUUAGUUUUUAAACAGGAUCUAAACGCCGGAUAUCUAUCUAGAAUGAAAAUGUUAUCAAUAAAUGUUUUUUUUUUAGUUUUUAAACAGGAUCUAAACGCCGGGUAUCUAUCUAGAAUGAAAAUGUUAUCAAUAAAUGCAGUUAUUUAAGCAAACAAAUAUAUAUCAAUAAUCCAUUUCAAAAGUGCUUUAAAUGUAACUUUUCAUAUUUUUAGAACUAUUUGUCAAAACGUUAAUGAAAUUAUUAUAGAAAUAACAUGAUCAGCCGCGAAUAAUGUUACAUAAUUAUAUGGUAACAAUGGGGUAUUUCAAACAGGUGAAUACUAGUGAUUACAAUAUGGAACUUGCAGAGGAUUUAAAUGAUGAAAUGACACGAGCUGUACUUCCUGUAACUAUUUUUGUUGGGAUAGAGGUGAUCGCGGCUUUCUUUGGAAAUAUAUUUGUGAUCUACGUGUUCCUGUUCCGAUACCAUGUCUGUAACUUCCGUUACUUUGUUUUGUGUUUAGCCAUUACCGAUCUUACAAGCAGUUUGACUACGAUGCCUGGAGAGAUGGUGACACAGCUUUAUUGGUACGUGUAUCCAGUACCGGAAUUGUGUAAGAUCAAGUCCUUCUUUAAUAUGUUCACUGUGUCCGCUGAAGCUCUGUGUCUACUUACAAUUGGCGUGGACAGAUAUCUGAAAAUUUGUCGACCUCUGGGUCAUCAAAUGAAACCAAAGCAUGCUAUUAUUAUUUGUGGAUUGAUUUACAUAAUUGCAUUCAUAUUAGCUAUCCCUGUGUACAUCCUUUGGGGAACACACGGCAAGGAAAUGGUAUAUAAAAACCAAACAAUAUUAGUAACUGUAUGUGAAAAAGAUGAGAAAUGGCUAGAAACUAACCACCAUCUACAGUAUUCUGUAGCUAUGGAGGUUAUCAUAUCAAUAUGUUUAGUUAUAAUGUUUGUAUUGUAUGUAUUUGUGGUUAGAGCACUUUUGAAAAACAAGCGGUUUCGUGUAAAUGCGGGAAAACAUUAUUCUCCUCCAAAUUCAAGCAAUCCGAUCGAAAUGACUUCAGCACAGGAAGUUAGUGAAACGGACACUUCUCCGAGAGAAAAAGCUCCUACAUCAGGUAAUCUAGAGCACGACAAUGAUACGAAAGGUGUAAAUUCAAAGUGCAGGGAAAGUAAAGUUUCAAUGACACCAGUUGAUGAUGACCAUGACAAUCGCAUGGGACACAGUAAUAUAUUAAAUAUAAAAGAAAAGCAAAAGAGAAAGAAAGCUAAAGUUAAUCCACCAAUUGUAGUGGUUACGCCAGCAACCACGUCACAAACUGAUUUCUCUUGUGACGCCAUCACCGUAAAUUCUCAUACAGAAUUUAGUGAUACCGGCAUCAGUUCCUUCUUGGAUAUGAAUGGACAACCAAGAAAUGAUCGUAAAAUCCCGAAUGUCACGUCUGACGACGAAACUGAUUCUAAAGAACUUGGUACAACCCUUCAAAUACCGACACAAGGAAAGCACGGCCUACCAAGCACAGCGCGCCAAUCCCCAAAGUCUCCACGACAAUCGCGACAAAAAAUGAACAUUUCUUCCAGAGUUAGACGUAAAACACUCAUUAUGUUUAUCCUUACACUUAUAUUCAUUGCUACAACGAUCUUGUACCUAACAUUACUUUCCUUCAUAGCAAGAUCAGACGAUAUUUUACAAGAUAUGAGCAAUGGCGAUAAAGCGGUGUAUUUCUUCUUUUUCCGCCUUUAUUUUCUCAACCACGUGAUCAACCCGAUUGUAUAUGGUCUACUGGACCCAAGGUUCAAGAAAGUGAUGCAAAAUUUCAGAAAGUCCGCGACAAUUAAAUAAUUUGUACCGGAUAACUGUCAAUAAAUCUGCUCUGCUGAAUUUUAUUCAAACGUUACGUCAAUUUGUAUACAUUGUACAAUUGUACAAUGAAUGUGAAAUCACAUAAGAAAAAGGAACAAUCUCACGAAAGUAUGACAAUCGGUGACAGCAGUGGAAUUGAAUCUUUCAGA
Messenger RNA from Ruditapes philippinarum (Manila clam), 2029 nucleotides. RefSeq lists its product as uncharacterized. Gene Ontology annotation, molecular function: neuropeptide receptor activity. Bases 303 to 1859 code for a protein of 518 amino acids. The record is from RefSeq and is a predicted model, not a curated record. Gene Ontology annotation, biological process: neuropeptide signaling pathway. NCBI's taxonomy places the organism in Eukaryota, Metazoa, Mollusca, Bivalvia, Venerida, Veneridae. Gene Ontology annotation, cellular component: membrane. The transcript has a single exon.